This is a messenger RNA of Meloidogyne enterolobii, 306 nucleotides long. The record is from the annotation of a GenBank genome assembly. Lineage: Eukaryota; Metazoa; Nematoda; Chromadorea; Rhabditida; Meloidogynidae.
AUGUCACAAGAAGAAGGGACCAAAUAUUUUGAAAUAGAGGGAUUUUGUCAAUACAAAUCCUGCUUACGACACGGAUAUCUUAUAGCUCUAAAUUCAUCUCUGAAGAAUGGGGAAAAGUUUGAUAAGGGUGCACGUUGCAGUUUUAUUUACCAUUAUUUCAUGGGGUUUCACUGGUGUGAAGAAUGUCUGAAGUUCAAUCUUAUGAAGAAACAAAGAAAAACAUUAAUACCAAUAACUAACAACUUAUUCUUUUAUUCAUUUUGGCUUUGCACUGAUUGUGCACUUUUUGCCACAACACCUGUGUAA